Marmota flaviventris (yellow-bellied marmot) is the source of this 2287-nucleotide messenger RNA. RefSeq names its product transmembrane and ubiquitin like domain containing 2 (gene Tmub2). Lineage: Eukaryota; Metazoa; Chordata; Mammalia; Rodentia; Sciuridae. The record is from RefSeq and is a predicted model, not a curated record. Gene Ontology annotation, molecular function: protein binding. Gene Ontology annotation, biological process: ERAD pathway.
CCCGAAGUUUGAGGGGUGUGGACGGUUUGUGACCCCUCUCCAUCAUCGACUGAGAGAUCUGGGCUUGAGCUCUGCGGCCUGGACCCGGUAGCCCUUUGGCUUCUGGGCUCAUGGACUUCACUCCAUUGCCGCGAAAAUAAGACCGCCCAGACGCGGAGUCUGCCUCAGAAAAGGCAGGGUCCGGGACCCCUCCUUACCGUGGUCAGGGUGGCUCACAGGCUGAGGAGAAAGCAAAGGCCUCCGAGGCAGAAGACUUGGGAUCCUACCCGGCCCUUCCCCACGACAGUUCCCUGUGUCUGUGCCAGUCGUUCUCGUCUCUCUCCGCCGCAGUUUCCUUUUCUGUAAACCACGGUUAAUGGCAUUAACCUUCUUACUGUCGGGGGUUAAUUGUGGGAGUGAUACAUAAUUCCUACCAUUUGUUUAUUGAACAUUUGCAAUGUGCCAGGCACUGUGCUGAUUAUUUUGCUUCAAUGAUUUCACGUCAUCUUCAAAACAACCUUAUGAGCGUGGACCCAGUCAGCAGCCAGACCAUGGAGCUCCCUGAUGUCACCCUCAUUGAGGGUGUGGGUAAUGAGGUGAUGGUGGUGGCAGGUGUGGUGGUGCUGAUUCUAGCCUUGGUCCUAGCUUGGCUCUCUACCUACGUAGCAGACAGCGGUAGCAACCAGCUCCUGGGCACUAUUGUGUCAGCAGGCGACACAUCCGUCCUUCACCUAGGGCAUGUGGACCAGCUGGUGGCAGGCCAGAACACCUCAGAGCCUACCGAACUUCCCCAUCCAUCAGAGGGUAAUGAUGAGAAGACUGAAGAGACUGGCGAAGGUGGAGGAGACUCCACAGGGGAACCUGUUGCUGGGGGUGGUGUGGAGUCCAGUCUUGAGCAUCUCCUUGACAUCCAAGGCCUGUCCAAAAGACAAGUGGGCACAGAGAACAGCAGUCCAGAAGCCCUGCUGAGAUCUGAGGAUAGCACCUGCCUUUCUCCCAGCCCCAGCUUCAUCAACGUUCGGCUUAAGUUCCUCAAUGAUACUGAGGAGCUGGCUGUGGCCAGGCCAGAGGACACUGUGGGUGCCCUGAAGAGCAAAUAUUUCCCUGGACAGGAGAGCCAAAUGAAAUUGAUCUACCAGGGCCGCCUGCUACAAGAUCCAGCACGCACACUGCGUUCUCUGAACAUUACUGACAACUGUGUGAUUCACUGCCACCGUUCACCCCCAGGGGCACCUGGUACAGGCCCCUCAACUUCUCUGGCACCCUCGGCCACUGAGCCACCCAGCCUUGGCAUCAGUGUGGGCAGUCUCAUGGUGCCCGUGUUUGUAGUGCUUUUGGGUGUAGUCUGGUACUUCCGGAUCAAUUACCGUCAGUUUUUCACAGCACCUGCUACUGUCUCCCUGGUGGGUGUCACAGUCUUCUUCAGCUUCCUCAUAUUUGGGAUGUAUGGACGAUAAGGACAUAGGGAGAAAAUGAAAGGCAUGGUCUUCCUCCUCUAUGGCCUCCCCACUUUCCUGGCCAGAGCUGGGCCCAAGGGCCUGGGAGGGAGGGGUGGAAAGGAUGUGGUGGGCACCCCAUCCAUAAGACACAGGAGGCAGGUGUGGGGCCUCCCCUUAUGUCCACAGGGGUACAGACAUUCCCCCCUGUGCAAGCACAACUCAGGUAGAAACAAGGAUGUCACCUUCAUAUACUUUUAGAAUCCUGAAGGAACUCAGAGCCAAAGGCCAAGCUGAAUGGAAAGGCUAGGCUUUGAGUCCCUCCCAGCUGUGGCCCUAGCCCUUCCCUGUAUCUUGCAUGUCUAUCCCUCAGCACCCAAGGCCACUGCCAGGGCAGCUCAGCAUGACCCCUGGCAUACUUCUGUAGGGAUCCUGGAGUAUCCUUUCAUUCCUUAGUCAAGUGUCUUUUGAGACAGGGAUGAAGGUUGUGCCAGCUCACCCUACAGGCACCUAGCUGCUUCCACCUCCUCCCUCUACCCCUGUAGCAGGAAUAGGGUGUUCCCCCUUUUUUUCAAAGCACUUUUUUUUUUUCCUUUUUUUUUUUUUUUAAGAGUCUUCUACAGAGCUCAGUCAGGAAGGGGGUUGGGGCACAAGGCCAAGCCCCUAGCAUUGGGAGAGGCUAGGCCACAGCUGCUGCUACCCUAGGCCUAAGGCUGUAAGCAAGACAGCACUGGCUUUCAGCCAGCAUCCUACCCUGACUUCCAAGGACGAAUUCUGGGUAUGCUUCACUCAGCCCUGGGCCCUUGCCUCUGGGACACUUGGACGGAGGGUUAGUGUCUAACUAAAUAAAAGUUCCAUUUUGUGGCUAUGGA